This is a messenger RNA of Drosophila virilis, 921 nucleotides long. RefSeq lists its product as uncharacterized. NCBI's taxonomy places the organism in Eukaryota, Metazoa, Arthropoda, Insecta, Diptera, Drosophilidae. The record is from RefSeq and is a predicted model, not a curated record.
CACACAGAUGCGAGUGCUCAUCCUUGAGAGGCUUGUCGGCCUGGAACUUCAGGCACUGCAUGUGGAGCAGACCGCAAACUCCCUUGAGAUUAUUAAUUAAAAGACAAGAAAACAUAAUUUCUAAAUUUACGCACACUUUCACACACACACACACAGAAGGGGGUUCGGGAAUUUAAACCUUUGCCUUUUCCUUCGUUGUUUUUUGUUCAAAUUGUUGCACACGCGGCGACAGCAGCAGAAACGGAAGCGACAGGAAGACAGAGAGAGACAGGGAGAGAGAGGAAGAGCACGUGGCUGGCUGUGUUGCACAACACCGUGUUAUAAAUGCAGUUAGUUAUGCAAACGUUGUGCAACACUGGCCAGCCUCUCUGUCAUUCACAGGCUGGGCUGUACCAAUCCUACCUCCCCGCCCGGCAAACUUUUUCACAAUGGAUCGCGCAACAAAUACGAAUAGAAAUCCGCUUUACGCAUCAAUUCUGGAGCCGCGCAGACGCCGCGUCAUAUUCGAGCUGGCGGUCGCACCGGAGUCGCACAUCUCCCCCCGGCCCGAGGACAACGGUGCCGCGUUCCGCCGUUUCGUGCUGGACGUGCCGAAUCCGCUGGACAAGCGGCUGCUGAUCGUCUCCCUGUUAAAUGGGCCGGCCGAUGCCAACUUUCGCUCGCUGAUGGUCGAGCUGAAUGGCGGCCUGCAGGAGGUGCUGCGCGCCGAGGCUGAGGCCGAGGCUGCAAAAGAGGAGGCUGCCAGAGUUGCCAGACCGAUUCAAAUUGCGUACAAGGAGACGAGCGUGACACCCGCGCUCGAGCUGGAGGGCGGCUCGAGCACAGACACCUCCUCCGAGACGGAGCACUCCCAUUAAUAGCAGACAUCCAAAUACCCUAUGCAAUAAACGUGCUGGCACUUGUCUGCGAUUGAUACGCAAA